ACAAAACUCCCAACUUUAGCUCUGUUUAAAUUCUCAUAGCAUUAGUUCCUUCACCAAGUCAUUUGAACUAGUUAUUUCAACAAGUCAAGUCCUCCUCCUCCUCUUCUUCUUCUCGAGUUCUCUCCUUUCUACUUCACCAUAAUAAUGAAUUCAGACAGUCACAGGGUCAUUUCUUGUAAAGCUGCGGUAGUAUGGAAAUCAGGAGAGGAAUUGAAAUUGGAAGAGAUAGAAGUGGAUCCACCAAAUUCCACAGAAGUUAGAAUUAAGAUGAUGUAUGCAAGUCUGUGUGGAACUGAUGUUCUAUGCUGCAAUGGCUUUCCAAAGCCUUUGUUUCCUCGCAUUCCUGGGCAUGAAGGAGUUGGUGUGAUAGAAAGUGUGGGUGAAAAGGUCAAAAUUUUGAAAGAAGGAGACAUAGUGAUACCACAUUUCUUAGGAGAAUGUGGAGAUUGUCCCAAUUGCAAGUCUAAAAAGUCCAAUUUAUGCCACAAAUACCCUUUGAAUUUCAGUGGAUUAUUGUUAGAUGGAACAUCAAGAAUGUCAAUUAAAGGGCAAAGGAUUUACCACCAUGUUAGCUGCUCAACAUUAUCAGAAUACCUAGUUCUUGAUCAAAAUUAUGUUAUUAAGAUUGAUCCUAGGCUCCCUAUUGAACAUGCUGCUUUCCUUUGUUGUGCAUUUACAACUGGAUUUGGAUCAACAUUUAAGGAUGUCAAUAUUGAAAAAGGAUCAACUGUUGCUGUCCUUGGUCUUGGAGGUGUUGGACUUGGCGUAGUAGAAGGUGCUAGACAAAAAGAGGCAGCCAAAAUCAUUGGGAUUGAUAUACACGAAAUAAAGAGUGAAAAAGCAAAGAUUUUUGGGGUUACUGAUUUUAUAAAUAUUAAGGUCAGUGAAAAAUCAGUUUCAGAAUUAGUUAAAGAAGCCACUGGUGGACUUGGUGUUGACUACUUCUUUGAGUGUACAAAUGUGCCUGACCUUAUGAUCAAUGAAGCCAUUCAAUCCACAAGAAUGGGUUAUGGCACAGUGAUAUUGCUUGGGGCUGGACUUGAAUUAGAUUGGCAAAUGAGUUAUGUUCCUCUCAUGCUUGGUCGGACACUCAAAGGAUCCAUCUAUGGUGGCAUUAGAACUCGCACAGACCUUCCAUAUAUAUUUGACAAAUGUAUUAACAAGGAGAUCAAACUAGAUGAAUUAUUGACUCAUGAAGUUUCACUAAACGAUGUAAACAAGGCAUUUGAGUACUUGAAAGAACCAAAUUGCGUGAAGGUUCUUAUUAAGUUUUAAGCUCUACAACAAUAAAGAAGUGUCAGUUAAGGGUCUAAUGAAAAUAAUCUCUUUACCUCACAAGGUAAAAAUAAGGUUUGUUAUUGUCGUUGUUGUUGUAACAAUAAUGUAAUGUGGAGCAUGAUCAAGCUUGUACUGUUCUUUGCCUUUUUUUUCCUUUAGAUAUUUGUAGUUAGGAUUUGAUUGAGGAUCAUUUGACUCUGAAACACAAAGUAACAAGUCAAUAAUUGUAACGAUUUGGCCGAUCGU
Molecule: messenger RNA, 1524 nt
Organism: Nicotiana tabacum (common tobacco)
Lineage: Eukaryota; Viridiplantae; Streptophyta; Magnoliopsida; Solanales; Solanaceae
Product: 8-hydroxygeraniol oxidoreductase-like
Biological process (GO): formaldehyde catabolic process
Cellular component (GO): cytosol
Molecular function (GO): zinc ion binding; S-(hydroxymethyl)glutathione dehydrogenase [NAD(P)+] activity; alcohol dehydrogenase (NAD+) activity
Source: RefSeq, a predicted model, not a curated record